AUGCCUGCACUGGGGCUGCGUGAUGCAAUCAUCUACUGCCGCUUUGUGCAACGGUACCAGAAUAUUAAUGGCACGCAAUUUACAGGUUAUGUUUAUGCUUUCCAGGGGAAGAAGAGAUCUUUAAGCUUCUGUAGCACACACCAGACCAGACAAUACUAUACACGUGUUAAUCAUUCUACCCAAUUCUCUUCAAGAGAACUUCCCAUUGCUUCUGGAUUGCAACCGGUGGUGGAGCCGCCAGACAUUCUUAAUUGUGAGCACCAAAAGAGCCAAAUGUCUGAGCAUCAUUGUGGCCGCCCCCAGCAGCGGGCCGAGGUGCAAUGCAACAAUAGCCAACCAUCAGCCUUGAUGAAAGAAGUAACACAACAGCAAUUAGUACCCACAAAAAUCAUGUCCUCCUUUGUUCUCCUCAUCUGCUUCUUCCUCCGCUUCCUACCCACAGCCAUCUCUCCCGCUCCUCCUUACCAGCCCAUAGACCAAAUCCUCAUCUGCUGUGGCUCAGAGUCAAGUAGUACUGACGACAACGAACGUAACUGGGACGGUGAUGCUCGUUCCAAAUAUGCACCACUAAACAUCGCCACCACGUCUAUAGCCUCCGAAACAACAGAACAAGGCCCUUUUGUCCCGAAUCGAGCCCCUUACACCACAGCUCCAAACCCUGAACCUAUUCCGAAUUCUUUGCCGCCAGGACCAGAUAUUAGUUCAGAGAAAAAGAGAAGUAAAGAUAUGUCUCAUCUGCAGGAGGUGGCAAAGAAUAGAGGCUGCGACGGGGCAGUGGUGGACGGUGGAGACUCCCCAAUGUUCCCGUCAUAUCCAAUACUUCAGCAAGAGGAGCCAACCAGCACAGACAACGACGAAUUAUUUUCCGGUUCGGGCGAAGUUGAGGUCAAAUUAAAGAGAGCUAAUACAUCAUCUGCUAGCAACGACCUAUCUAAGAGCAGUAGCACAUCUACUGAUAUCGGUGACAGAUUAAAGACUGGGACUAUUUUCUCUGAAAUUAAUAAUUCAGUAGGGCGUUAG
This is a messenger RNA of Fraxinus pennsylvanica, 1020 nucleotides long. The record is from the annotation of a GenBank genome assembly. NCBI's taxonomy places the organism in Eukaryota, Viridiplantae, Streptophyta, Magnoliopsida, Lamiales, Oleaceae.